Molecule: messenger RNA, 840 nt
Organism: Apaloderma vittatum (bar-tailed trogon)
Lineage: Eukaryota; Metazoa; Chordata; Aves; Trogoniformes; Trogonidae
Gene: ALKBH4
Product: alkB, alkylation repair homolog 4 (E. coli)
Exons: 2
Biological process (GO): oxidative demethylation; actomyosin structure organization; protein demethylation
Cellular component (GO): midbody; contractile ring
Molecular function (GO): actin binding; oxidoreductase activity; demethylase activity
Source: RefSeq, a predicted model, not a curated record
GGAGAAGAUAAUUUCACUUACUGUCCAGCAAUGGGCCUAGCUAUAGGAAACGAGCACUCGGAAUUCUCUGGCUGGGCAUUUCCAUUUCCAGGCGUGUUUCUGGCGGAGGAGUUCAUUAGCGAAGAUGAAGAAUCAGAGAUGGUUGAGCUGAUGGAUCGAGAUGACUGGAAACCAUCACAGUCUGGCCGAAAGAAACAGGACUAUGGACCCAAAGUGAACUUCAAGAAACGAAGGCUGAAAGCUGGCAGCUUUACCGGUUUGCCAAGCUUUAGUGAAAAGAUUGUGGCACGACUGAAGGCCUGCCCUGUGCUCGGCAGUUUCUUACCUGUCGAACAGUGUAAUCUGGACUAUGUGCCAGAAAGAGGCUCUGCCAUCGACCCCCAUUUCGAUGACUGGUGGCUUUGGGGAGAGCGCCUGGUUAGCCUGAACUUGCUCUCGAGAACGGUGCUGUCCAUGUCUUGCGAUUCAGAGGACAGCAUCCAACUAUUUCCCGCUCUGAGUGAAGAAAACGGGGAAUCGAGUCUCUUGGGGUCUCUUGCCCAGACGUCAGCGUGCAAAAAUUCAGGCCAAGAGGGAGCUGACUGCAUUUUGUCCCCAAGACUUGUUCCAAGUAAAGAGGUGACCGUUGCCAUUCACUUACCCCGGAGGUCCCUGGUGGUGCUGUACGGUGACGCGCGGUACAGGUGGAAACACGCGAUUCAGCGCAAGCACGUUGAGCAUCGUCGCGUCUGCAUCACGUUCAGGGAGCUGUCUGCAGAGUUCAGUGCCGGAGGAAAGCACGAGGAGCUGGGUAAAGAACUGCUAGAAAUAGCUCUUUCCUUUCAGGGAAGGCCGGUGUGA